CGUUUUAGAAAGUAAAAACAAUAAUAUUAUCACAUUAGUGAUGAUAAAAAUUAUUAAUCAAAUAAUUAACCGCAGUAACCAUUGUGGUAUCUUUGUGAGACAAAGAUAAUAUAGUGGUUAUAUCUUCUCUCUAGGACUGCAGCAUCUUAAUAUGUUAGGAGUCACGAAUUUAGAUACAUCUAAAUAAAGAUAAUAAUAUUAUUAUUUAUUAUCUAUCAUUGUACCACAGAAUCACACAGAAUACAUAUAAUUGUAUUGCAGUAUUGUUUUUCUGUUAUGAAUAUUGCACAUGAAAAAUAGUUGUAUUUGCAUGUGUAUUCAGUGUAAGUUGUGUUUAUUUUUUAUUGUUUUUAUACAUAAAUCUUAUUAUGCAUGUUUAUCUUUGUUACUCAUAAGAUAAUUGAGACUUGAAUCAAUGGCUCUUACAAAUAAAUUAUUGUUAAGUCAAAUAGCUGGUUACACUAUAGCAGCAAUUCUUUCACUAUGUAUUAUUAUACCAAUGAGUCUUCAUCAAGAUGAAUUUAAGUAAUACAUCAAUAUAUAUAUAUAUUCAUGCAUAUAAUUUAUAAAUCUAACUGAUAUUUUAAUAUUAUAGAGGAUAUUGUCUUUUAUUUUCUUCUGGGCAAUGGCUUGAGAAAAAUGGCCAGUUCGUAGUAAACUGGGCAUCUCAGGCUUAUUGUAAUUAUUCAAUUUUUGUUGGAGUUUUGUUGUUGGUUAUAUCAUCAAUUCAAACAUAUAGAAUGUCAAUUUUCGCCUACAAAGGGACUGACAGGUAUGUAAUUUCAAAUUUGUUUGAUUUUUUUAUAUGAAUAGUUUAAUUAGUUGUUUACCAUUUCAUUAUUUAUUUUAUACUAUAAUUUUUAAUUUAUAAAUUAUUAGUAUAAACUACAGUGAAGGUAAUAUUAUCUUUAUUAUACCAAGUACAAUACAAUAUUAUUAAUGAUAAUGUAAUUUUGUUUUAGUUAUUUUUAGGGAUCACAUUUUUGAUCUGGUUAAUUGAAAUCAAAAAUUUAUUUUAUUUUUUAAUUAUACAAUUUUAUAAUAAGAAAUUCUAUUCAAAUAUUUAUUUUUCAAGGAUCAAAAAAAGAAUAGCUACUGAUAUUUUUUUUAUUACCAAAUAUAAAAAAAAAACAAUGAUAAAACUAAUAACUUCUUCACUACACUCAGAAUUUAAUGUAUAAUUUGCCUUUAUUACCAUAUUCAUAUCUGUAUUAAUAAAAAAUAUAAAUCAAUAAGAUAUAUGUCAUAUAUAUAUAUAUAUAUAUAUAUACACAUAUAUAUAUUCAAAAAAUAUUAUUAAUUUUAUUUGAAUUGUUAAUCUUUUUUAGUUCGUUUUUGUUGACAUUCAUUGAUGCCAUUACAUGUGCUCUUAUGUGUAUUUUCACAAUUAAUGCCGCUUUGAUCAUAACAUUUGGAUUUAUGACAUGGUGUAAUGAUAUGAUUGAGAGAUUUCCAUCGUAAGUUUUUCUUACAUAAUGAUUACAUAAUAAGUUAACUAGCGAUAUAUUUUAAAUUAAUAAUUAUAGUAGGUGAAUUGAGCUAAGCUAACUUUUGAAAUAAGAUAAAUAUGAUUUUGUAGUAAUUAUAGAUAUACCGAUUAUGUGAUUAUGGGUGAUUACCGAUUAUGGGUUCUGUUGUAAACGAGUAUGAAAAACUAGUUUAAAAAUAUUGUAAAAUCUAAAAAAAAAAUGGCUGAUACUGCUGAUGGGAGGCACAUUACUGUUGUAGUAGAUGGUAAGUUGGGGAGGUAGGAUACAUAAAGUUCUUUAAUUUAUAUCUGUAAGUAAUAAUAAACCAUUGCUAAUGAAAAACGAUUCUACGGGAAGUUUAUUUAUAUAUUAUGAUAUGAAAGGCAGUAAAAUUCGCAAUUUUUAUCAAAGUGUGCCCUAAAAUCAUUAUAAAAAAAAAAAAUUCUACAUUAUACUUAAUUUUUUACCACUAAAUACAACUCGUAACAAACCUCUUAAAUUUUCAAGCAUUUUUGUUUGGUCAAAAAAUUGUAUCCACAUAGUGUCUAUUAAAUAAAAACUAUGUAAAAAACUUGCAAAAAUAAAAUCCUUGUAAAUAGUUAAGAAAAUCGCUAACAUGUUUUAAGUAUUUUUAGAAUGUUUAGAAAAGGUAAAUAUAAAUUUUUUGUCAAAAUUUUAAGUCAACGGAUAUUUUUAAUUGAAUCACAACAAAAAAACAAAGUUGAAAAUAAUGAAACCAUUACAGUAAUCCCUAAUUGUCCAUGGAUUUGUUAACCACGGUUAUGAUUAUCUCACGUUGAGUUGGAAAAACCCUUUAUUUAAUUAUUCAUACAUUUUAUCGCUUUUACAUGAACGCAGUAAUUUUUUUUAAUAAAGUUGGUAUCAACAUAAGGUUGAUCAUUUUUAUUAUGUCAAUAAGUAUAAUUAUACGUACAUACUAUGCCAUUAGAGACAUAUGCCCUAUAAGGUACACAUGCAACUUUAAUACAUUUGUCAGUUGUUCAGUCAUUAUGGUUUUGUUAACAACUUUUUUGUUGUUUUCUUAAAAACAACAAAUAGUACACCAUAGAUUUCUCAGUUUUCAUUUUAUGUUUUUUCCAAUUAUUUAUAAUGAAAAAUGCUUAUAUCAAAAAAUAACUUCCUUUCUCUGCAACUUAAUCUAAAAUGCAACAAAAAAGAUAUCUUGUUAUUUUUCAAUAAGCAAGUUUUCUGUUUAAAAAGUGGUUUAUAGACAAAAAAAAAAAAACAAACCAUAAUAAAACCAAUAGAUCCCUUGCUCUGAUCCGAAUCUAAAGGAAAUUAUAUGCUGUCUUAUUAUUAUUCCCUAAAAGUAAAAUACUUAAUUAAAUUCUAAAUUGUACAUUGAUUAAGAUAACAUUUUUGGUUAUAAUAUAAAUUCAUUAAUAUUCUAUUUGUGUUCCCAUAUUCUAUAGCAAAUUAGUUUUAUAAUUUUUGGAGAUAGUUCAUAUUAGUUAUGUACUUAUGUGAUUUGUUUACAUAUUGAAAAUAGUUUAUUUCAAAACAAAAAUUACUUAGAACAUUUAACUUUUUUAUUAUAAAUUAAUUUCUAUACUUGUAUUUAUAGCCUAGAGAGUCUAUGUAGAGUAAAAUAAGAAUUUUCAGUAAGUAUAAGAAAUUAAUAUUGCUGUAUAAUUAUAAUUAUAUUGUAGUAAAUAAUAUAUCUAUGUAUUAAUUUAGUUAAGUUAUUCAAUUAUAAAUAUAUAUCAAUUUUAAGGUGUGAAAUGGCUGCUGGAAAUUCAAUUGAUAUUCAAGAUGGAAUUGAUACAUCUGGAUUUUACUUUCAACUUGGAGUAGCUCAGGUAUUUUUACUCUUUGUUUGAAUAUCAUUGAAAAACAGUUGUAUACUAAUUUAUAUUAUUAUUGUUUAACUCUUAAACUCGCUAUAAUUAUCCAAACAGUAUUAUUUAGAAAAAUAAAUUUUUUAGUUUCAUUCCAUACUUACAUUUAGUUUAUUCUGUUAUUAAAUUUAAAUGAUACUAGUAAAGUUAGUGAAUGAUUUUUUUAGAAGAGUUCAAUUACAUUUAAGUACAAAUUGAAAUUAGAUUUAUUAUUUUAGUAAAUUUUAUUUUAUCAAAGAAAAUAUGAUUAUCUGUAUUAACUAUUAUAAUGUUUAAAUCUUGGUACCUAUUAUUUGUACAAAGUUAAAACCAAUUCUCCAUAAAAAUUAUUAAGGUUAGCUUAUCAAGUAAAAAAUGUUAAAAAAUUGUAUCACCUAAUUUGAUGAAUAUUCAAAAUGUAUAGUGGCUACACCGGCAAAAAGAACUGUUCAGAAUUGUUCUAUAAAAUAGUUAUUUUUAAUAAACACAAAUAAAUAAUUUCAAUAAAAAAUAAUUGUAUAAUAGUAUUAAAUUACAAGCUUGAGUUAUAUUGAUCAAAGCGAGAAAAAUGCUGAACAAUUAUUGUAACCCAUAAUUUUUUUUUUUUUUUUUUAAUAUUUACCAUAAUCUAGUCUCAAUUACCUUUUUAUAGUUUGGAAUAUGGGCUUCAUGGUCUUGUUGGGUUGGCUUGACAGUUUGCAGUAUGUGUAAACUCUGUUAUUAUCAUCAAAUGAGUAAUAUGAAAGCCUCAAUGUUACGAGAAAGACAGAAACUUAUUGACGAAGGUAUGGCUGCUACAUCACAAGUGACUUCAUACAUACCUCAAAACGAUAUUUUAGAUAAAAGUAAUAAUUCUAAAAUUGAAUCACAGCCAUCACAAUCCAUCAAACAUUAGUAUAGUUUUAAUAAUUGAUGUAUAUUAUUUUAAUUAAUCCAUUAAAUAACGGCUUGAUUAAGACUUUUAGUUUAUUCAUUUGUACAUAAUUAUAAAUAUGUUUUUAUAGUUGAUUUUUUCUGCAAUGGGUAAAUAUAAAUAUACAUUGUUUUUCUCAAAAUCAAUAAUUAAUCAAUAAUAAUAUUAUAUAAUGAGUUUCUGUUUAUGCAAUAUGGAAUUAUAAGGAUUAAUAGAUUAUAAGUAGGGUUUGGGACUUGCAGCAUUUUUUUGGUCUAACAUAAAAUCUACCAGAGUGCUAAGGAAACUCAUGUCAUGUAACAAUGAUCUUAAAUAUGAAACUUGAAAGUGUUUUUUUUUUUUUUUUGAUUAUUUUGAUUGUUUUUUUCAAGUUUUUCUAAUUAUUUUUGCUUUUUUGUAUAUUUUUGCUUAAUUGACAAAAACCUAGACAUUUUUAUUAAUUUCUGUUUUUUUUUGGUUUUUAUUCAUGGUAAAACUAAGGUACACAUUGAGUAUCCUAUAUACAUCCUAUAUUAAAUAUUCUGUAUGAGUUACCGUAUUUCUUGUCAACAGCAUAAAAAUGUAAUAAUGACGGUGAUGAAUAUUUGUUUGGUAAAAUAUUAGUCCACAGUCAAAAAUAAUAGGUAUCUGUUUGAAAGUGUAUUACAACUCAUAACCUACUCUGGCUAUUUUAUAUAAAUUUAUUAAUAUUAUAUUUAAUUAAUAUAUUAACUAUAUACGUUGGUAUAACUAAUGUAGUACAAUUACGAAUUUGAUGUAAAUAUUGUCAAAUAUUUACUAUUGGUUUGUUAUUUAAUAUUCAAUUAAAAUUUAGUAUUUUAAUAAAUGUAUAAUAUGUUGGUUUAAUUAAAAAAUAAUAAUGAUAAAGGUAAUAUUAGUUAGUUUUUUACAGAAUACAUUUGUAUAUUAUUAUAUUUUUGACAUGUUACAUUUUAUAUAUUUUAAUGAUAAAUAAAUAAAUUUACUUUGUAUUUUUGUUAGAUUAUUGUUAACUAGUUAAUUAUAUAUUUGUGUAAAAUACUUUUUUAUAAUUUACGUAAGGUUUAUUAUUGUAAUUAUUUCAUUACAUAUUAAUUCUAAGUUUUAAAGUUUUACCCAUUGUGAAAGUUAAAUAUUGUAAUUAAUUGAAUAUAAUUAAAAUAUAUAUUUAAUUUAAUAGGAUAUUAUUUGCAAUAUUACUAGUAAUAUUAUAUUAUAAUAAUAUGCAAUACAAUACCAC
Molecule: messenger RNA, 5439 nt
Organism: Cinara cedri
Lineage: Eukaryota; Metazoa; Arthropoda; Insecta; Hemiptera; Aphididae
Source: the annotation of a GenBank genome assembly